Molecule: messenger RNA, 693 nt
Organism: Lactuca sativa (garden lettuce)
Lineage: Eukaryota; Viridiplantae; Streptophyta; Magnoliopsida; Asterales; Asteraceae
Source: RefSeq, a predicted model, not a curated record
AUAUAAAUUAUAAGCUUAACAGAAUAUAUAGUAUUAAAGGUUGGAGAUCAAGAUAUAUUUUCAUUUGAUAGCAUCAAUUUCCAAUAAAUCACUCAAGGCUGUUCUCUUCUCUCCAACGAUGGCCGAAAAUCACCAUCAUCAAAAAUCAUCUUCAAACCCUCAAAACCCUAAAGUUUCUGGUGAAAUUGGACGUAGUAGCAAUCAUAUUAAACCAAAUUACCCGAACCCGCCCGAUAUAAAAAACCCGGACGCAGCAGCGCUAAGGGAACAAUGGAAGUACGCCAUCAGACAGUACAGCAAAUGGUACUCGCACGCUUGGGGCACCGCUAUACUCGCCGGAGUUUCUUUCUUCGCCCUCGGUUGGGUAAUUAAAGGAGGUAAUCCGCUUCCUUCCUUCCAUCAAAACGACGACACUUCCCGAGAUCCACCCAAUUCUCCGACCGAUUCUCCUGAUGUCAACCGAACUCACUGAAUUCCAUUUCUAAAAUGUGAGUCAUGCUACAACAACGAAAGAUAACAUAAAAAGUUUGAAGAAGUUUACCACCUUGUAUAAUGUAUAGUGUAACAAGAACAAUGGUAAAGAAGGUUUUGUAUGGCUUCUUUAAGUUAACUUGUAAACUCACUUUUUCCUAAAGUAUUACUCUUUGUAGAUUUUUCAUAUGGUUUUAUGAGACAACUACCUCUAUUUGUGCA